Frieseomelitta varia is the source of this 2138-nucleotide messenger RNA. RefSeq names its product insulin-like growth factor-binding protein complex acid labile subunit. The coding region runs from base 32 to 1510 and encodes 492 amino acids. Gene Ontology annotation, molecular function: protein binding. The transcript has 6 exons. Lineage: Eukaryota; Metazoa; Arthropoda; Insecta; Hymenoptera; Apidae. The record is from RefSeq and is a predicted model, not a curated record. Gene Ontology annotation, cellular component: extracellular matrix.
GUUCUGUUGGCGGUGAUCGCGCAAGAAAACCAUGGAUUACCGAUGUUUCAUCACCGUUCUUCUCGCCUUUGCAAUUGCCGAGGUCGUCGCCAACAACGCAAACGCGAAUAACGAGAAUAACAAAACUGCGGCAGCUCAAACAUCCGAAACGGAACUUCCGAGUUUGUGCAGCGUGUGCAACUGCGAAGAUGACAACGUAGACUGUGCUAACAAAAAUUUAACUGACCACUUCAAAGACGCACAAUGGCCAAACAAAACUAUGAAAGUUGCGUCGUUCAAAGGGAAUUUGCUGGUUCACGUGAAACCGUUCCCACAAAUGGAAAUCAGGCGAUUGAUCCUGCAGAGGAACAGAAUCACGAAAAUCGAUCAUCGGGCCUUUAAGCAGAUAAUUAACCUUACGGAAUUGGACCUGAGUCAUAAUCAACUUACGUCGGAGAAUUUGCAACCUCAGGUGUUCGAGGGCAAAUUUUCGAUGGCAGCCUACGAGCCGUUGGAAGAGCUGGUGAUCUUAAAUUUGGCGCACAACGUGCUCCAUUCGUUGCAUCAGGAUCUUUUCGAGCAUAUGACGAGCCUGAAGGUGUUGAAUCUUUCCUGGAAUCUGUUUACGAAAAUCGACAGCCGUACAUCCCUGGCGAUCAGCUCUCUUCUGAAUCUAGAAGAGCUAGACCUGAGUUACUGCGGUCUGAAGACACUUCCGGACAGUCAGUUCCAAUCGUUCAGGUAUCUUAAAAAGCUCGAGUUAAGCGGAAAUCGCCUAACAUCGCCGCCAAGCGCCCUCGAGGAAGCAGCGGCGCUCGAGGACCUUUACCUGAAUGAAAAUCCGAUUCAAAUAAUCGGCUCGAGUCAUCCACACCGGUUCCCAGCGAUGCCGAAACUGAAAUUGUUGAGCCUCUGUUGCAUGCCUUAUUUGACGACAGUUGGACCACAGGCCUUUUCAGGCCUGACGUCCCUCGAGAGUCUUAUUAUAGAAAAUUGUCCAAAACUGGAGGCGAUCGAUGACUAUGCUCUUGCCAACCUCAAGAAUGACUCGGAGGGACCGGUGUGGCCACCGCUAAAGAAACUCGAUCUAUCAGAUAACGCCCUGCGAUAUUUGCCUCAGCUAUUCGUAGCAAGGUGGGACUGGCUUGAAGAAUUGGAUCUGAUGAACAACAAAUGGAGCUGCGAUUGCAAUAAUCAAUAUCUGAUCAGUAGACUGCUGCCGAAGUACGGGCCGAAGCUCAUGGGAGAGCAAGUGAAUAAACUCACCUGUGCUUUGCCGCCGGAACACGCUGGCAAGAACCUGACAUCGUUAUCCAAUCGGAAGUUGCGUUGUUUGGACAUGAACGGUGCAAGGCCGGAAAAAGACGCGAUGAUCCUCAUCGGCGUGUUGAUCGGCAUAAUGCUCGCAAUUCCAGUCUGCCUGACGAUCUUCAUCUUUUGGCGUCGUGGCUUCUUCUUCUGCGGCAGCCAGAAUCCUGCAAGCUUCUCACGGGCUUUCUACAAAAGAGCCAUGAACGACGAGGAAUACUAAAUUCCUUUUCAUCUGCUUUUCAUCCCGUUAAAACGUAAAGAACGUAAAAAAAGAACAUAACGGUUGGACUGAAGAGGAUGUUUAUGCAAAUGUAUAGUUUAUUCUCUCGUACAGAAUAAUCUUGUCGAUCGACUGGUACCUCUUACCUCCUACAAUUCUGAGUACGAUUACGGUGUGUCUUACAUAUUUCUGCAAUUUUUAAUUUCACACACAAGUGCAUCAACAUCCGCAGUUUAAUAGUAUUCGUAGUAUUUCAGGCGAUUGAUGUAGCUCGCUUACAAGGUGAGUAAAUUUCAUGGAAGCUGUAGAGAAAGAGAGAAAAAAAAAAGAGCGCAAACGUGUGUUGUAAGUCAUUUAUCAGAUAAAUGGACGGUGGUUUUAUUAAGGUUUUGUGAUAAAACGUAAAAUAGAGACGAUAAGACGAAAGAUACGACUGUUUGAUUGGUAAGAUAGUGGUAAAGAAAGAUUAAAUAUUUUGUAGGAUAUAUCGCAGUUAUUUUAACCAUGUUAAUUUAUGUUGAUCAUGAUUCAUUCAAGGUAUUCCAGACAUGCAUUUCGCUCAUACAUGUGAAUGUAUUUAAUUAUCCAGUGAUGUACGUAUUUUUGUAAUAAAACCUUAAUGUAUGUA